UGCCGGCAGAUCCGCGUUCUGAGCCGCGUUUGGGGGUUUCAGACAGCGAGCAUCCUCUUGUCAGGGCUGGGCAGUGACCGUCGGUGUGCGCGGCCGGGCAGGAGCUGGGACAGGAUGGGUUUCCCACUCAGAGGCACAUGGAUAAAUGUUAUCCGUAUUCCAUUCCUUUCCAAGGACUAAUUCUAAUAUUAUGGGCUUCACAACAGUCCGAACUCUUAUUAAUUUGGAGCUUUAACUCCAGCUCUGCCUGACCUUGCAUUGGAGGUGGGGAAACACCGCAAACGGGGUGAUGACAGGAGAGAAUCAGUUCAGCGCGGAUCGUGAGCAUAAGGCAUUCUCAUCUCCAAAGAAUGGCAUGAAUGUCCUGUUCAUCGUUGUGGAUGAUCUGCGACCUGUUUUGGGCUGCUAUGGAGAUGAGAUUGUGAAAUCUCCGAACAUCGAUCAACUUGCUUCUCAAAGUAUGGUUUUCAGCAAUGCAUAUGCACAGCAAGCUGUAUGUGCUCCCAGUAGAGUGUCGUUUCUUACUGGGCGCAGACCUGAUACUACUCGACUGUAUGAUUUCUAUUCCUACUGGAGAGUACAUGCGGGAAACUAUUCCACGAUGCCCCAGUACUUCAAGGAGAAUGGCUACGUGACCUUAUCUGUGGGGAAAGUUUUUCAUCCUGGGGUUUCAUCUAAUUACAGUGAUGACUAUCCGUACAGCUGGUCUGUUCCACCCUUUCAUCCUUCAACUGAGAAGUAUGAAAAUGAUAAGACUUGUAGGGGAAAAGAUGGAAAACUUUAUGCUAACUUGGUGUGCCCAGUGGAUGUGACAGAAAUGCCCAGUGGUACUCUGCCUGAUAUGCAGAGCACUGAAGAGGCCAUACGCUUACUGAAUGUUAUGAAAACCAAAAAGCAGAAAUUCUUCCUGGCUGUUGGUUACCAUAAACCACAUAUCCCACUGAGGUACCCACAGGAAUUUCUCAAGUUGUACCCUUUGGAGAACAUCACAUUAGCCCCAGAUCCCUGGGUGCCAGAGAAGCUACCUUCUGUGGCAUACAACCCCUGGAUGGAUAUCAGACAGAGGGAUGACGUGAAAGCAUUAAAUGUUAGUUUCCCCUACGGACCACUCCCGGAUGACUUCCAGCGGCAGAUUCGUCAGAGCUAUUAUGCAGCAGUUUCUUACCUGGAUACACAAGUUGGCCUGCUCUUGAAUGCUUUGGACAAUGUAGGACUCUCAAAUAGCACAAUAGUAGUUUUUACUGCUGAUCAUGGCUGGUCCCUGGGAGAACAUGGUGAAUGGGCAAAAUACAGCAAUUUUGAUGUUGCUACCCGUGUGCCACUGAUGUUUUAUGUACCAGGAGUGACAACUUCCUCUGUUAGUGAAGGAGAGAGGAUCUUCCCCUACCUUGACCCCUUUGGUCAUGGUUUAGGCUUGGUACCUCAAGGGCACAGCAAAAAAGUGGUUGAGCUUGUGUCUCUGUUUCCAACGCUUGCUGAACUUGCUGGCCUGCAAGUUCCUCCUGUGUGCCCAGAGAGUUCAUUUCAUGUUGCGCUGUGCACUGAGGGACCAAGUAUUGUCCACUACUUUAAUGUGUCUGAAGAGAAGGUGGAGGAAGAGGACAAUGGAUCUGAUGACCCUUACAGGUGUUUUAAUGAAGAACCUGUUGCUUUCAGCCAGUAUCCGCGGCCUGCGGACACUCCUCAAUGGAAUUCUGAUAAGCCAAAGCUGAAAGACAUCAGAAUAAUGGGCUAUUCCAUGCGUACAAUUGACUGCAGGUAUACUGUAUGGGUUGGGUUUAAUCCUAACAACUUCAGUGCUGACCUUGAGGAUGUCCAUGCAGGAGAGUUGUACAUGGUGGAGACUGAUCCAAACCAGGAUUAUAACAUCUAUAACAAUACCUUACAUGGUAAUUUGUUCAAAAAAAUUCUUGCCUUCCUGAAGCACUAGGGUUCAGAAACUUCUUUGUGUGUGUUUUUCUUGGAGCUGAAGUGUCAGUUCCCUUUUUUUGUAUAAAGCCUUCCUGUUGUACACAAAACACUUGGAUUGAAUUAAAAUCCUGUUUGUAUCAAAACAUUAGCUAUUGCCUUUGUCUCAUCACAGCCAUUAUUAUACUGAAGGAAUCAGAGUGAACCACAGUUGUGUUUUCAAACACAAGCUCACAACACUUCUGAAAAGGCCACACGGGGAAUGCAGGGCCAUACUGUGAAACAUCUCCAUGGUCUUCUGUUCUGUAGUAACUGGAGAAUUAAAAUUCAUUGUCCGUGCUAAAACUGCUGGUGUGGAAGGUGGAAAAAGAGAAACUUCUGUGUUUGAAAGGCUGUGCAGACAAUGUGUGUCAGUAAACGGGUCCUGCCCCCUUUAUCUAGGAGACUGGGGGCUAGAGUGGUCAAGGAGACAUUUGAUAGUGGUGAAGGACUGAGGCUUCUACUGUCAUCACCCUUACCUCUGACUAGA
Messenger RNA from Cuculus canorus (common cuckoo), 2437 nucleotides. RefSeq names its product iduronate 2-sulfatase (gene IDS). NCBI's taxonomy places the organism in Eukaryota, Metazoa, Chordata, Aves, Cuculiformes, Cuculidae. The coding region runs from base 290 to 1930 and encodes 546 amino acids. The transcript has 9 exons. The record is from RefSeq and is a predicted model, not a curated record. Gene Ontology annotation, molecular function: iduronate-2-sulfatase activity.